UUAUAGUCUGACAAAGUUACUCAUAGGAGCCGGACUGGAGCCAUAAGCAGCACCCCUGUCGUGCUGUGAGACAGCUGUGGCUGCAGACUGGGCACAUGCCGGUCACCCGCGCUGCCGCAGCACAUGGACGUUCCCUUUUCCCGCCCUUCGCCAUUCAAAUGAAUAAUGAGACGAGGCUUCUGCAGGGACUAUGCAAAGUGCGGAGGCCAUUUUUACAGCUGAUAAAAUUGAAGUGCCAUUAACAGCAUCAAAGGAGAGAACCCACCUGAAUCCCGGAAGGCUGCCAUGAUGGUGAAUAAGCGUUUGGUGUCUGAGUCCCUUGUGGUGUUCUGCAUUGUCCUCAGCAUACAUGCUGCAGUGUGGGAUCGCUUCUCCUGGUGUAUUGUGGCCCUGGCUGUGCAGACCUUUUAUGUGCAGCACAAAUGGGACCGGUUAUUACAGUCGAGCGGAGCCGUAUUUCAUUAUCGAUCAUCUGCCAACAGUGGACUUCUGCCAGCCAGCAUGAUUAUCCCCCUGCUUGGCGUUGUAUUGAGGGAGAGGUGCAAAGCUUCUGGCAAUGUCUACUUUGAAAGGUAUGGAGUGGUGGUAUGUGCCACGGGAAUGGCAUUGGCAUAUUUCCUCUCAAUCAUUGCACUGGGCAUUACAAAACCUGUGCCGAAAAAUACCUGCAUAGUGUCCGGGGCUGCCGGCUGCGCUAUACUCUACACUAUGAAGAACUCCCUGGCGGUGUCAGAAGUCAUUGAAGUUCUAGAGGUGCUCCUCAUCUUUGUAUAUCUUAGCAUGAUUCUUUUGUACCUGCUACCACGUUGUUUCACUCCUGGAGAAGCUUUAAUAGUUCUUGGUGGGCUCAGCUUUGUUCUUAACCAGCUUAUCAAACGCUCUCUGACCGCAGUGGGUGGCCGGGGAGAUCCAGCGGAUUACCUUCUGCUGGUGACACUGGUGGCUUUGGUCCUACUGGGAAUUAUCUUCUCUGCGCUGUUCUUUUUUAUGGACUCUUCUACUUGGACAUCUGCUUUGUUUUUCUACAUGAUGACUGCCGUUUUAGGAUUAGGGAUCUUCGUGCCGUGGCUACAGUACCUUAUCAAGAGGCACCCACUCUUCUGGUUGGUGGAGUUUCUGCUGCAGAACAAUACACGGCUAUAUCUUUUAGGCUUCUGGACUUUCCUUGCUCUAACAGCUUGUGUGGUUGUGUUGUGUCAAAAUUCCAAAAGGACCACAGAUUCCAAGAAGCCAGAGAUCUCCACAGUGACUCGCAAAUACUUUCACUUUCUUGCAGUGGCCACUUACAUUCCAGGACUUAUCUAUGACGCUCAACUACUCUUUGUUUCUGCUGUGGUUUGCUUGGCUGUUUUUGUGCUACUGGAGUAUGUACGAUACUUCCGUAUUAAACCACUAGGGCAGACGUUACGGAACCUGCUGACACUUUUCUUGGAUGAGAGGGAUAGUGGACCUCUGAUUUUAACACACAUAUACCUUCUUGUAGGGAUGUCGCUACCGAUCUGGCUUUUUCCAAGGCUCUGUGCUGCUUCACUUUCCGGACCGGCUACAUUGCUUCCCUACUGCGGGGUGCUAGCAGUGGGAGUAGGUGACACCAUUGCAUCUGUUUGUGGUAGUACUUUGGGCGAAAUUAAAUGGCCUGGUACCAAGAAGACAUUUGAAGGGACCAUGAUGUCCAUAUUUGCUCAGAUUAUUACAGUAGCCCUUAUUCUUAUUUUUGAUAGCAAUGUGAUCAUGAAUAGAAGCUAUAUGUGGAUAGUAGGGUCCAUCACAAUGGUGUCAUUGUUAGAAGCUUUUACCACCCAAAUAGACAACUUGAUUCUACCACUUUAUCUACAAAUCCUACUGAUGGUCUGAGAAUUGACCCUGAGCCCUCAUGCCCUUGCAAGGUAAAUAGGAUGUGGUAAAAAUAAUAAUAAUAAUAAUAAAAAUCAGAUGGUUCGGCUGCAUUAAAGGUGACCCAACAUUAUACUGAACAGUGUUCUAGGUGAUACACAAAUAUCCAUCUUCCUAUAUGCAGAUAUUCUGCAGAUGGAUCACGUUUAUCGGGCUGUUCUUAUUCCUGCCUUGAUAUGCUAUAGCAAUAUUACAACUAGCUCCUGUGUAAAAGAACUUAUGUGACAUGCGAGAAACGUAUAAUUGCCUUUUGAUCAAGGUACUGGUUGGGGGGGAGGGGGGUGGCAAAUACUGUGUGGUAGCAAUAUUAACUUAUAUGUAUGUUUGAGGUUAUAAAAUAUACCUGCAUAUAGGAGCACAUUUGAUUAAUUUUGAUAUGGUAUUAAUAUGAUAAAACUGCUUAUUACUCAGGGCUAGCACCACCAUAGUCAUCCUAGUGCAAUCUUCUAGGUGGGACUGGUACUCUGGCACCAGAUGUGUGCAGGCUUGGCCCACAUUGCUGCAGUCUAUGCCCGACCACUCCACCAGGAGUCUUAUUCUGUCCCCCCAGUCACUUUCUGUAACACCAUUUAUGCCCCAAUUUCUAGCAGACACCUGUGAGUACUGUGGGAUAAGACCAUCAUUUUGACGACAGUAUUAUCAAAACAUUUAUUGAAAGACUCCUACAUCAGGAUAGUGUUAAAGUGAGCUGAAGACUAAUCUUCUGAUUAUUGAUGUCUGUGUUGUUUUUAUAAUUUAUUUGUAACAUAAUUUUACAUUAUACCUCCGUACACAGUACAAAGUAUUAAAAACAAAUCUGCAAAAGUAUAAAAUCAGAUGUGAAAUAAAAUAAUACUUUUUGUAUUCUCCAAAAAGAAGGAAACAAAAGUGAAAUAAAUGAUCUGUACUGUU
Messenger RNA from Pseudophryne corroboree (corroboree frog), 2784 nucleotides. RefSeq names its product dolichol kinase (gene DOLK). Gene Ontology annotation, molecular function: dolichol kinase activity. The transcript has 2 exons. NCBI's taxonomy places the organism in Eukaryota, Metazoa, Chordata, Amphibia, Anura, Myobatrachidae. The coding region runs from base 286 to 1854 and encodes 522 amino acids. Gene Ontology annotation, biological process: dolichyl monophosphate biosynthetic process. The record is from RefSeq and is a predicted model, not a curated record. Gene Ontology annotation, cellular component: endoplasmic reticulum membrane.